Leptinotarsa decemlineata (Colorado potato beetle) is the source of this 1128-nucleotide messenger RNA. RefSeq lists its product as uncharacterized. Gene Ontology annotation, molecular function: RNA-DNA hybrid ribonuclease activity; nucleic acid binding. The record is from RefSeq and is a predicted model, not a curated record. NCBI's taxonomy places the organism in Eukaryota, Metazoa, Arthropoda, Insecta, Coleoptera, Chrysomelidae. Gene Ontology annotation, biological process: DNA replication, removal of RNA primer.
AUGACACUCACCUACGCAGCAUCCAUCAUAUCCAAUCCAGAUAAUCCGGUACACCACAAUGUAAUAGCACAGAGAUUCAAAAACAUUUUUGCAAAAAAAAUCAGAGCAGACCCUCCUUUUUACCAAAGAUAUAACCAGUAUCUUUCUAGCCUCCAACUAAAACAACCAAACAUUUUCUCAACUCCUAAUACACCCAAUACUCCUCCCUGGAUAAUCCCCCGAGCCAACAUUGAAUAUGGACUGCUACAAUUUGAGAAAAAGAAUACAAAUCACAGGAUGUUCAAUGUAGCAUUCAACCAUCUUCUGGAGCAAUACGAAGACUUCUUUCCAGUAUACACUGAUGCAUCUAAAAUGGAAGAUGGAGUAGGGGCAGCUUUCACUAGCUCUGAUUUCAGCUGUUCAUUUAAAUUAUCGAAAGAAAACACAAUACUCACAGGUGAAUUAUACGCUAUUUGGAGAGCACUAAAGUACAUGGAGGAAAAGAACAUCCCAAAAUUUCUGAUUGUCACAGAUUCACUUAACGCUCUCGAAACAAUUACACAACUAUACACCAAUCAUCCCAUCUUGCUUCGCAUAAAACAGUCUCUCCACCUACUACAUCAAAAACAUAUUUGCAUCCGGUUUAUGUGGGUCCCUUCACAUAUGGGCAUAGUUGGAAAUGAAAGAGCUGACAAACUAGCGAAAGAAGCAGUUACUAACCCGCUAACAGAUACAGUGUUACUUGCUGUUCACACGGAUCUGAAAUCUCUAUACAAGCAAAUGAUCAUCAAUAGUUGGCAAUCACAAUGGAAUAGUUCGUCAGCAAAACUUCAUGAGAUAAAACAGUCAGUAUCUCCUUGGAAAAACAACCCCAAUAAAAGAAAAGCCCAGGUCAUUUUAUCUUGUCUUCGUCUAGGCCACACUCGUCUCACCCAUGGAUACCUACUAUCUGAAGAAAAUCCCCCAGUAUGUGAAGUGUGUGAUAGUCCUCAAAGUGUUAAACAUAUUCUCACCGAGUGCGUGCUUUAUCACAAUGAAAGACAAGCUUAUGGCUUCCCACCAUCAAUAAAGGACAUAUUAGGAGAUGAAUGUGAUAUUAAUAAUCUAUCAGCUUUCCUCAGAAAUACCAAUUUGUUACAUACUUUCUAA